GAAAACGAGAGUCCCGCAACCUGAAGCAGUAUAAAAAUGGCAGAUAACAACCAAUAUAAGCCUGGAAGAUCGACUAUCGGCUUUGAAUCACCUGCUCCCCAGGCCAGCUCAUUUCGUCUCUACUCACAUCACAGUCACACGUGCAGAAAGAGACCCAUAUCGACAUUUCUCAUUAUAUUUGUAUUCGCUUGUUUGCUUCGUCUAUUCUUCAGUUUUACGAAAAUUUACAGCUCAAGAUUUGAUUUUUUUAAUCUGGGCUCUAGUUGAAAAGACUGUUUCUCUUCUCCAUGUUAUCUACAUAUCUUGCUUAUUGAUGUACUUCUGCUGGGGCCCUUUUUAAUUUUAUCAAUUUUCUCCGACAUAUCACCCUUUUUUUGCUGUGUGAGGCUUAGAGCGUGUAAUGUUUAUUGGUAAGUUUUGUUAUUUUCUCCGAGUGAUGUGAAGAAUACACAUAUUCUUACUGGAGAGACUGUUUUUCUCCGAGUAAUGUGAAGUUUGGGCAUGUAUUCUUCAAACAAAGUUUUGAUUUUGAGCUUUUCCUCAAAUUGGUUUUGGUCAGUUCUUUGGGGUGGUAUGAUACUAUCACUAUAAUCUUUAGACAGUAGUUUUUGGUUUUAUUAAGGAUGUCAGAGAACAAGUUAGACGGGAUGAUGUCAGAAGAUACUAAGGAGCUGAGGUCACUGGGCUCGAGUCCAACGUGGUCUGUGGCCUCUGUUUUAAGUGUAUUUGUUGUUGUUUCAUUGUUGGUCGAGCGCUCGAUUCAUCACUUGGGCAAUUGGUUGAAGAAAACUAAUAGAAAACCUCUGCAAGCUGCCGUGGAGAAGAUGAAGGAAGAAUUGAUGCUUCUUGGUUUCAUAUCCCUCCUUCUUACAGCAACUUCAAGCAUUAUAUCUAAUAUUUGCAUACCAUCAAAGUUCUAUGAUAGUGUAUUUGUUCCAUGCACGGAUUUGGAAGCUGACGAGGCAUGGGAGAGCAAUAGCUCUAAAGAGCGCAAACUUUUGAUAGCUAUCAAGGAUCUUCACUCGUAUAGGAGGAUGCUGACGGGUUUAAACCGGAAUACCUGCCCAGAGGCUAAAGUUACCAAAGCAAUUACACGGCAAAGGCAAUCGACCUUUGUCCGGGUGCAUGUCUCAAAUCCUACGGACAGGAGCCGAUUUUUCGUUUGGAUGACUUGCUCCCUUCGACAAUUCGGGCGUUCGGUGGCCCGUGUAGAUUACCUUACACUACGUCAAGGCUUCAUUACGAAUCACAACCUUACUCCAAAAUAUGAUUUUCACAGCUAUAUGAUUCGCUCCAUGGAAGAAGAGUUUCAAAGCAUAGUUGGUGUUAGUGCUCCUCUCUGGGGAUUCGUAGUAGCUUUUAUGCUGUUCAACGUGAAAGGAUCUAAUCUCUACUUCUGGAUUGCAUUGAUUCCUUUCGCCCUCGUCUUAUUAGUUGGCACAAAGCUGCAGCAUGUUAUCGCAACUUUGGCACUCGAGAGCGUAGGAAUAAGUGGGAAUUAUGGCGGAUCGAGUUUUAAACUCAGAGAUGAACUGUUUUGGUUUAAUAAGCCAGAACUAUUAUUGUCCUUGAUUCAUUUUAUUCUUUUUCAGAACGCAUUUGAGCUUGCUUCAUUCUUCUGGUUUUGGUGGCAAUUUGGGUACCAUUCCUGCUUCAUAAAGAACCAUUUUCUCGUUUAUCUACGACUAAUUCUCGGAUUUACAGGGCAGUUUUUAUGCAGCUACAGUACUUUACCCCUCUAUGCACUAGUUACUCAGAUGGGAUCAAACUACAAGGCGGCCCUAAUUCCACCGAGCAUACGCGAAACUAUUCAUGGCUGGAAUAAGGCGGCUAAGAGAAGGAGAAAAUUGGGCGGAGGUUUUGCAGACGACUCAACUGUCCACACGGACACGAGCACCGUAAUAUCAAUAGACGAAUUCGACAAUCAGCUGCCCGAAACUCCUCGGUUCACCAAUGCAAGUGCAGAAAUCGAGAUGCAAGUGCCUAAUGCUUUUGCUUACGAGAACUAGCCGAGAUUUGCUAAUCGCUGGAUUCCGGCAGUGUUUCGCCGGAGAUUGUUUAGAGGCCGUCCUCUGUGGCACGAUGAUAGGCGGUGAAUGAUUGGUGGUUGUGUUGGUAAUUUUUGCAGGUGUGUAGUUUUUGUAGUUAUACCAUAUUAUGUUGGAUGAUUAGUUUAACUUUAAAAACCCAUAAGAGAUUCAUUAUUAUGA
This is a messenger RNA of Striga asiatica, 2210 nucleotides long. The record is from the annotation of a GenBank genome assembly. NCBI's taxonomy places the organism in Eukaryota, Viridiplantae, Streptophyta, Magnoliopsida, Lamiales, Orobanchaceae.